CUCUCUAGAUCUCUUCUACCUAUAGUUUAUAAUCACUCACGGAUCACCACGUACGAUGUCUACUAAUGGGGAUGGUGAUGAACAUAAUCAUGAAUCUGAAGAGACUAGGCAGCAAAGGAUUGAAUCGAGUAAUAUUGCUGGUAUUGAAUUGAUGCUUAGCAAAUUCGUCGAUUCUCUUGCGCAUAGCCAACGACAAAUGCUAGAAACUCAAGCACAAAACCAACAGCAUUUGCUAGAGUCGUUAACAUGUUUUAGUAAAGGAUUAGAGGAUGUACUAAAGCAUCAAAACAAGGCAUUAGCAAACCAAACUGGUGAAAAGAAAGUGAAAGCUGAUGACGGAAAGAAGCAGAAAACAGCUGAAAGCGCUGCCGAUCCUUAUGUAGUAGAAGAAUACGCGAAACUAUUUUGGGCAGCAGUUGAUGGUGAAUGGAAUCGUGCUAAAGAAUUUUUUGAGAAACAUCCAGAUGCAACAACAAAACCAAUUACAAGUGAGUCAGAAACAACAUUGCAUAUAGCUAUCAGAUGUGGAGAGUGGAAGUUUGUGGAGAAUAUGGUGAAUUUCGGGGGGGCAAGAAGUUCUUGAAAUAAAGGAAAAAUCUGGUCUCACAGCACUUCACAUGGCUGCCUUUGUCGGAAAUGUUAAAGCUGCUGAGUUUAUGGUAAAGAGAAAUAGCAAAUUGGUAAUGCUACAAGAUAAUGAUGGAAAUAUAGCACUUGAAACUGCAAUUUCAAACGUGUCAGACGGGCAAGAUAAGACUGUUAAGUAUCUUUAUAUGGUAACUCGAAAGUCCUACCCAAAUCUAUUCUCCGGUCCUCAAGGUGCUAAGCUUUUGUGCUGCACGAUUGAAGCCGGUUUUUUCGAUGUGGCAAUUUCAAUUGUUCAAAGGCUCCCUAAUUUGGCCAUGGAGAAACUCGAAAA
Papaver somniferum (opium poppy) is the source of this 919-nucleotide messenger RNA. RefSeq lists its product as uncharacterized. The record is from RefSeq and is a predicted model, not a curated record. The coding region runs from base 56 to 583 and encodes 175 amino acids. The transcript is spliced from 3 exons. NCBI's taxonomy places the organism in Eukaryota, Viridiplantae, Streptophyta, Magnoliopsida, Ranunculales, Papaveraceae.